AUGACGUCGAAAGGGAGGGAAUCAACUACACUUAUAAACCCCGAUAUUAUCCACCAAAUUGCUGCAGAAUCUAGCUUCUUUCCUCACCUAACCUUUACUAGAGAAUUACUACAAAACUAUAUCAUUAUGGAUCUCGUUCAGAAGUACGGCCACCUCAAGCACGAUCGACGCCGGAGCUCCCUGCAGCAGCAACUCGCGGAAGAGGAACGCCACCGGAAUCAAAUGGCAAUCAACUCACUGUUAGGGAGCUUUGGGGGUUCGGCAAACGAUCAUCCAGACCGACGAUCCAGUGGUGCGGGGAAUAUGGCGAGCAUGAUCGAGGAGUUCAAUAAGUCAGUGUCCCUCUACACACACACAUGCAACUAUGAAGUGACGCUUACGGAAUACUGCAGACGGAAAUCAGUGUCCCCGGAUACCAAUGUCGAGCAAAAAGAGUGA
This is a messenger RNA of Aspergillus luchuensis, 438 nucleotides long. RefSeq lists its product as uncharacterized. The transcript is spliced from 2 exons. NCBI's taxonomy places the organism in Eukaryota, Fungi, Ascomycota, Eurotiomycetes, Eurotiales, Aspergillaceae. The record is from RefSeq and is a predicted model, not a curated record. Bases 1 to 438 code for a protein of 145 amino acids.